UAACGUUAGUUAUGUGUAUGUCCGUGCUAGCCAAGAUCUCGGACAUUACGCAAAGAUGAUCAAAUGCAUCUUUUUCAGCGAAUUUCAUCCUACAGCAGGUCCUAAAAUAACUUGCCAGACACCGGAUGACUUCUUGUCAAAAGAGGCUUUUGAUGCCAUCCAGAAUUUCAUCAUAACUAAACCUGAAUUACAGGGUAGACUCAUCACUGUAAAUGCUUUUGGACUGAAGUUUGUUGGAUGCCCAGUGUGCAUUGAUAACCCUAAAUACAAGAGGAAUGCCCUUAUCUUCAACUUGAACUUUGUCUUCUCAGAAAGUACAAAUACUGCUAGCUAUGGGGCAGUCGUGAAGAAGCUAGCUGGCUAUAUGAUCCAGCUAGAGAUGGAAAAUGGGUUCCUAUCAAAUGAAGACAAAGUUUCUCCUAUUUUGGAAUUCCUAGAGCAAGUACGUCAUGACCUGAACAGUAAUGGAGUUUGCAACAUAGCUAUGGGUGAGUCUUGCACAGUUCAUUUGAAAGUAAUGCCUCAGACAGGGGAAAAGAUGGUGGUUCAGGACCAUGAUGUACCCAUCCUGACAGUACCUCGUCAUUCCAUCAUAAUGAAUCCUUGGGACCUCACCACACAGCAGAUUUUGCGUCAUGUUGACGGAACCUCACACGUCACAAGGAUUGCUGCUGAGGCAGAUGUGGACAUCAAUUUAGUGAAGGCCUGCUUGCAGAAUCUGCUAUAUUUCAAGGCAGUGAAGAUGCUGUGUGUUUUUCAGUAUUCCAAUGUGUAUACAUGCACACCAGAGAUACACAGACUGGUAGAGGAUAAGAACAUGCAAUUGGAAUGUUUGCAGUAUGUAGCUAGAAAUGAUCAUUCUCUUCCCAGUUUCCGAGAUGUGUUUAUGUUGUACUGCAGCCUUACUCCUGGAACUACUGUAAAGGACCUGUGCACACGCUUCAACCCACAUAAUCUGAAAGUGGAUGAAAAACAUCUUGUGCAGUUUGGUCUUCUCAAAGGGCUGAUUCGGCGCUUGCAGAAAUAUCCAGUCAAACUACCCAACGAAAUAGUAGCCCCAAGAUUACAGCCCAUUCUUAAGUGGCUUAAUGGGAGUCAUAGCUAUGAUGAAAUUUCCAGCAAAAGUGGUAUGAGUCAUUUGCAGUUGGAGGAACUGAUUGAGACAGACCCAAGCUGUGUGGUGUGCUUGAAAUAACAGUUGUAAUGGCAGCAACAUGAAAACUAUGAAAGAAUGCCUUCAUUUAUCAGACUGUGCAAGGCAUAUAUUAGUGAGGCAUUUUCAGCUGGGCCUUUGUGCCAUGACUGCUUGAUUUUCAACCUGCAUUUACUACAAAUUUACAUUCUACUCUUCCUUUGUUUUUGCCUCACUUUGUGUAUCGAUAAAAUAAAAAUUUUAGCUGUUACUAAUUAUUACCAAAGCUGUUAAAGAAUAAUUGUAUGUGACUAUUGUAUGGAUCUCAUAUUUCAGUGUGUGUGAAAGACUUGGAAAGAAUGAACACAGAUAUAGACAAAUGAUCAUUUUCUGUAUUGCACAUAAAAGGUCAUUAUUGUACAUAAUAGUUUGAAAAAGUGUUGACUUUAGAGCUUAAAUAUGCAUAAAUAUUGAAAGAUAAGAAAA
Messenger RNA from Pomacea canaliculata, 1618 nucleotides. Its product is annotated as GATOR complex protein NPRL2-like. The record is from RefSeq and is a predicted model, not a curated record. Gene Ontology annotation, cellular component: GATOR1 complex; vacuolar membrane. Gene Ontology annotation, molecular function: GTPase activator activity. Bases 56 to 1195 code for a protein of 379 amino acids. The transcript is spliced from 11 exons. NCBI's taxonomy places the organism in Eukaryota, Metazoa, Mollusca, Gastropoda, Architaenioglossa, Ampullariidae. Gene Ontology annotation, biological process: positive regulation of autophagy; cellular response to amino acid starvation; negative regulation of TORC1 signaling.